Messenger RNA from Eucalyptus grandis, 2175 nucleotides. RefSeq names its product protein MODIFIER OF SNC1 11. Gene Ontology annotation, cellular component: nucleus. Gene Ontology annotation, biological process: poly(A)+ mRNA export from nucleus. Lineage: Eukaryota; Viridiplantae; Streptophyta; Magnoliopsida; Myrtales; Myrtaceae. The record is from RefSeq and is a predicted model, not a curated record. The transcript is spliced from 5 exons. The coding region runs from base 139 to 810 and encodes 223 amino acids.
GCAAGAGGAAGCUCCGAACGGAAGCAAAGCAGAAAGGGAAAAAUCAACGCCGCCUUCAUCCUCUUCUCGCCCUCGCUUCUCUCUCAUCUCUCUCUCUCUCUCUCUCUCUCUCUCUUUCUCUCUCUACACUUCGCGACGAUGGCGAACAAGACCGCCAUCAACCUGAACGAGAAGAUCCCCCAGGAGGAGGAGGUGGACAACAACCCCGUCGAAACCCUAGAUCCCGCCGACCCCUCGCCGGACGCCCAGCCGGGCCGCCCGGCCAACGGCUCCGGCCUCCCCCCGCCGUCGUCCGGCCCCGGUGCCGCCGCGGACGAGCCGUCCAAGGAGGAGGACGGCGAAGUGAAGGAGGAGGCCGCCGCGGUCGACGCCGCCGCCGCCGAUCCUCCCGCGGACUCGCAGGCGGGGAAGGGCGGCGAGCUGGCCGACGACGUCCAGAAGAAGAUCCGCCGAGCGGAGAGGUUCGGUGUGCCGGUGCAGCGCUCCGAGCAAGAGAAGCGCAACUCCCGUGCUGAAAGGUUUGGCACAAAAUCUGGUCCAAACAAAUCUGAAGAACUGACUAAGUCGGAGGAGUUAAAGAGAAAGGCUAGGGCAGAGAGGUUUGGUGUCAUUGCAGCACCUGCUGAUGCUGAUGAGGACGCAAAAAAGAAAGCUCGUCUUGCCAGGUUCACAUCAGGCUCGAAAGUUGAUCCGGAGGAGGAAGAAAAGAGAAAAGCAAGGGCGAUCAGGUUUUCAAAUCCUCCAUUGGGGUCUCUGUCACAGGUCAAUGGCAAGGAAGCAAUUGCAGGCAAGGCCAGCGAGGGGUCUUGAGGAGCAAACUUCUAUAUAUUUUCCUUCUUCUUUUUUUCCUUUGCAUAGUAGAGUUCUCUAACUUACUCUUAUCUACCAGCAAUCUAUAAAGCCACGCUUGUUCCGGAUGCAUGAAUAUUCAGAACCAAGUUUAUGCUUAGUUGAGUAGCUGCACCAGGUCAUUGAACAGGAUUCUAAAGCAGGAGAAUAUUGGUCUGCAUUGGUCUUAAAUUCACCUUGUGGGGCCUCAAUGAUGAAACCUCCCUCCAUGUGUUAACAAAUCUUAAUCUUAUCAAGAUCAUCAGAAAUUCCUAUACAGCCCCAGUAAUCAGCAUUCUUUGUUGGAAUGUGUGUUUUGUGUGGACAUGAUUUUUUUUUCCCCUUUUGACUGAAUUGAAUGAUUUUCAUCUUAGAUAUUUUGGAUAGAAUAUUCCUUAGUGGGGUAUCUUGUGGCAUUUGUUGAUGUAGUAGAUUGUUAUUCAUUUGCUGAUGAAGUAGAUUUGACAGACGAGAAGAAACCUGAGCUCAGAAUUGCUGUCAGUUUUUUAAUCUUAGUCUGCCGGUGAAGGGGUUGAUGGCAAUGGCCCUUAGCUGUCAAUUCAGAUGUGUGCUUCAUUGCUUGUUGCCACAUGUUUGUUUCUCCUUGACUUGCUGUUAAGCAUAUGGAAAUGCUGUAGUUAUUAAGAUGUGAUGUGUGCAUUUUAUUUUAGAAUUCGUGAUUUUGAAACAGACUCUCAGUCUAGUCCAUGCUAAAAUUCCCCGAACAAGGUUUGGGCAUUUUUUUGGGUGGGUUUUGGGUUCUGUAUUUCAUGUUAGUACGUCUCGGGGGUCUUUUGCUGCUUCAUAUCAUGCACUUCAUGGGAUGAAUGCUUGUGAGAUCUGAUUGAUUUUACCAGUGGUGAAUAAUCUAGGCUGCAUCUCAAAAAGGUAUCAAGCAUUUCUUGUUUAUUGAGAGUCAGCAUUACUCUCUCUUGAUAGUGAGCGCAUUGUAGAUCUUGUUGGAAUGAGUUAAAGGUAGGAUUUUUUUUAUUUUUUAUUUUUGGUGCAAAACUCAAGUAGGACAUCUUAAAAUGUGGACAGUUUGGCAUAUAUGAUACAAAGAAAUGAAAUCUUUCAAUCAUGGCUGUGAAAUAGGAAUUUCUGAUAUACUUCUGUCUCUUGGGGAAAAGUUAGCAUGUGGAGGAGGUUUCUUGAUUUCUGCGGGGCUUCACUUGGUGGAUUGCAGUCUGUGAGGUAGGAUUGUCCAUUCGACUUGGGAUAAUUUGGCAUGUAAUGAUGUUUUGAGUUAUGAAACUUCUCUUUAGCGGUUAAUUAAGAUGAUAGUUAUUGUAAUUUUACUGUGAUAUUCGUUUUGUAUUGGAGUAAAUUGCUGGAUAUUGUUUUUCA